AUGAGUUUACUCGGCAACAUCUUCGGCACUAUCAACGGGGUCGUCAACAGCGUCAUCGGUGGAGCCCUCAGCUGGAUAUUCGGCGUCACGGCAGCUCUGUCGCAGUCCGCCACUAAUGGAAAAUCACUCUUUGGUACUUUGCAAGCGGUCUUGCUCCCACUCUUCUUGACCAAUAAUCCUUUACCUAAUGGGUUUCCUUGGGGAACCAGGACACCAACAAAUACCAGCCCGUAUACGCAGUCUCCGAACACCGGCGUAAUCCGCUCAUACGAUUUCACUAUCAGUCGAGGUGUGAUUGCGCCUGAUGGCUACCAGAAACCUGUUCUGCUCGUCAACGGAGCCUUCCCUGGGCCUACAAUUGAGGCCAAUUGGGGGGAUAUUAUUCAAGUCACCGUCCACAACAACAUCCUCGACGACUCCACGGGCGCGGCCGAAGGAACAGCAUUGCACUGGCAUGGCUUCCUUCAGACCGCAACGCCUUGGGAGGACGGUGUGCCCGGAGUAGACCAAUGCCCUAUCGCCCCUGGAAAGAGCUAUACCUACCAGUUCAAGGCUGAACUCUACGGAACUUCUUGGUAUCAUUCUCACUACAGUGCUCAAUACUCUGGUGGCGUUUUCGGUCCCAUGGUUGUCUACGGGCCGAACCAGAAGAACUACGAUAUUGACGUUGGUCCGGUCUUGCUCUCCGACUGGUAUCACCCCUCUUAUCUGCAGCUGGUAAAGCAGACGAUGACGCCUAACCAACCCCCGGUCUUCUCUGACAACAACUUGAUCAACGGCAAGAUGAACUUUGAUUGCACCAAGGUUGCACAGGGAGACACUUCCAAGUGUACCAACAACGCUGGCAUCAGCAAGUUCAAGUUCACUACUGGCAAGACACAUCGCCUUCGCCUCAUCAAUGCUGGUUCCGAAGGUGUCCAGCGCUUCUCUAUCGAUGGCCACAACAUGACCGUCAUCGCCAACGACUUCGUGGAGGUUAACCCAUACUCCACAAAGGUCGUCACUCUUGGAAUUGGCCAGCGUGCUGAUGUCCUGGUGACCGCCAACGCAGGCACAUCCAAGUCAGCAUUCUGGAUCCGUUCCAACAUCACUUCGUGCUCCCUGACGAAUCAGCCCAACGCUGUCGCUGCGCUGUACUACGACCAAGCAGACACCACCAAGCAGCCAACCUCGCAGGCAUGGAACAUUCCUGACCCAGGAACCUGUGCCAACGAUGACCUGAGCAUCACGACCCCAAUGUACAAGAUGACACCCCCCACACCUUCUAACACACACACCUAUGGUGUGCAGCUGUUCCAGAACGCGUCGGGUAACACCCUGUGGAAGUUUGACGGCGUCACCAGUCGAGUUGACUACAACGCCCCACCUCUGUUGAUGGCCAACGCUGGCAACCUCACCUUCCCCCUUGAGGCGAAUAUCCGAAAUGUUGGCACCAACUCGAGCGUGAGGAUGAUUGUCCAGAACGACACACCUGCCGCUCACCCUAUCCAUCUCCACGGCUAUAACAUGUACGUUCUGGCCGAGGGUGCAGGAACCUGGAACGGCGUCGUUGUAAAUGCCGACAACCCUCAGCGCCGUGACGUUCAGCAGGUCCGCGCCAAUGGGUACAUCGUGGUGCAGUUCGACCCCGACCACGCAGGAGUCUGGCCUUUCCACUGCCACAUUGCAUGGCACGCGUCUGCCGGAUUCUUCCUGCAAUUCCUCGUCCAGCCGGACCAGGUCAAGAAGCUGCCCAUCCCGCAGAAGGUCGCACAGACUUGCAGGGACUGGGCCGCGUUCACGGCCACAGACAUCCCUGAGCAGAUCGACAGCGGUGUAUAA
Molecule: messenger RNA, 1821 nt
Organism: Diaporthe amygdali
Lineage: Eukaryota; Fungi; Ascomycota; Sordariomycetes; Diaporthales; Diaporthaceae
Product: multicopper oxidase
Exons: 4
Coding region: 1-1821 (606 amino acids)
Molecular function (GO): copper ion binding; oxidoreductase activity
Source: RefSeq, a predicted model, not a curated record